AUGCGGACGCCGUUCUUCCACAGAUCACUCCAUAGUUCUCGCCUGGACAGUAUAACUCCAGCUCCAGAUACCCCGUGGAGCUUGGUCGGCUCAGCAGAUGAAACCCUACACAACCAGCUAGAGCAUUUCUACUGGGAAGGCAUAAAAGGAGAGCUUGAGAACAUCAUUCGCACAUUGAAAGCAUGGGGACAGCCAGAGCUAGCGUCCGUUGCUAUUGAGGAAGAACAGGAUAACCACAUCCAUGGGUUCGACGCCUUCAUCGAUCAGGUCAGCCAAGAGUCUCGAGCGUUUGCUAUACGAUACGGAAAGAAAAGGGAAGAGUGGGAAAAUGCGAGGAAGAAUAACCUACCCCCGCCAAAAGUGUCCUACAAAGAUGCCCUCGUUGAUCGAUAUUUGGACCAAAUGGCCGAGUAUAAGAUCGCGGAACUUAAGUCCGGAGUGAGAAAGGCGAUAGAGGCCCUUCCUAUAGACCUUGGUACUAUCAGACGAGCGAGGAUGUUGCUGCAAAGUGCUGUGACUCUAUCGAAGCUCAACGAAUCCUGGAUACCAAGACUGGAGCCACUACCCUGUACAAAAUGCAAGAGCUUCAUUCGCGGCAGCAUGUUUACAGCUAAAGAUCCGACUUAUCCAAGCAUCAUCUGUGAGCAGUGCUACUGGCUACACUUCUACGGAAAUAAGCGGUAUACAAAGACUUACAAACACUGUAUCCUCUCUGAGGCUAUCACUCCAGUUAGAAGCAGGAAGAUCUGCCGCUGCCGGGAUGUUCCACACUUUGAUAGCUCGGGGCAUCCAAGAAGUUUGUUUCCAGUUAUCAAAGGUGAGAAUCACCUCAGCGCUGGCGGGUUUGGAAGCAUCCAGUGCGGCAUCCUGAAACUGGGUGAACAUGUGGCUCUCGCAAAAUACAAGGGGUUGCAAACUAUCGUUGGGCUAAAAGCCAACAAAAACCGCCCUGCCACAAUCUCAGGAGUUACAAGGACACCGAAGGAGGAUAACACAAAACCUAAGAAAAUACCUGGAUGGAGACCCGGCAAACUAACGACAGUCGCCAGCAGAAGCCUCCACAACUCCGCAAGUCGAACUCCUUCAGAAAGCUCUACAAGUGUUGCGACAGAGGCCCAGGCAGAUGGAGAUAUACCCCUAUUUUUCAGGAAAUUCACCGAGAAGUAUCCUUUUGGAAAUGUCCAUAUGGCCCUUCGAGUCGGGCCUCUCGUCAUCGAAAACGGUGUCUCUCAUACAAAGCGAGGGGCCUUGGUCACUGUCCGGGAAACACCAGUUUUCCACCAACGCUUUGAUUUGGUUAACUCCUGCGACCGAUGCUUCGCAGUUAGUGAAGGGGACUCUGGUAGAUUACUGUGGCAGCAGAAGGCCCGACCGCGGGGACUUUCCAAACGAUUCAAAGCUAUCAUGAAACAAGUAGUUGGCGUUCCGUUUUCGGGCAUCCUAGACAAUGAAUCUCUUGAAAACCAGAUCGUUGAGGACAUUGUGGUAGCCAGCAAACUGCCCUUUGACGACCCAGGGCUGUCAGCCGCAGAUCAACGUAGCUUGUUGGACUCUGCAAUCGGCCCACUGCUUGCAAAACUCCAAGCUUUGAUCGGUUGGAGAGUGAAAGUCUAUAUGGAGAGUAUAUCCAAUCGGCUCUUGGAUCCCAAGACCAAGCUCUCCUGGAGUCUCACAGGAAACAACUGCCAAAGCUUUUGCAACACAAUUCUUGAACCCGACUUAUUCGAACACCUUCUCAAUGGACCCGAAACAAUGAUUGGCCAGCACAGAGAGCCAUUGUAUCUCAUGAGUUUCGUAUGCCCUCAGGAUGGAUAUAUAAAACGCAAAGUUCGCACCAAGUUCGACGUGCCUAUCGGGCUGACUGAGGAGUACCUCCUGAAGUUUCACUUCGGCCGCCACGAUGAAGCGGAUAUCAUCGAUACCCUGCUGGAAUACUGGUAUGACUGGGGCGCGUUCGCGGCGCCACUAUACAAGUACCAGGAUCUCUUCCCUUGGGAUUGCACGGAGGCAUAUGGGAAAUAUCCAACAAGGUGCGGGGAUUGUAACCUUGCAAAGCAUGUCUGGGCAUUUCCCUUUGACUCGUGGUCCAUGACUGCGCUGCACUUAACUCGAGACCAGCACUUGUACGCGCCAGGCCUUUCAGAGCCAGCCGAGAGAAAACCCAAAACCGCGGCCUGGAUGGAGAACCGCCUGUCAAUUCUCACUGCUUCGUACCUUCUAACUCGUGCAGCAGUAGCCAUGGCAAAGACGCCGAGGCUCUGUUCUGCAACGUCGUGGCUACAUUCGAAGCAUAAGGGCGGCUUGCGGGCUGCUGACUCGUCUCUUUCGCGGGUAAAGCUCGGCGGAAUCCAUCGCGCACAGCCAUUCAGUCACUACUUCGAGGCCGGGACGUAUAGUCAUUACUUCAUUGCUGAGUGGGCCCUCCUAUCGCGAAGGGACCAAAUCGAGGCCUAUGAACUGAUGCGGGAUGGCCGCAUCAAACUCCCUGAUGUUCCUUACGCCUUCAGCUCACAGAGCAGAUUCGAGCACCUAAGCAAAGAUGGCUCCUCAAGUUUCUCUGGUUUCGGCGGUAGGAUUGACGCUGCAGGUCUAGCCGAUGAAGAUAGCGCUAGCCCGACUACAUCGGGUUUAAACAACUUUGAAGCGGAGUUGACGCAUUGUGACGCCGGAUUGGGUGGCUAUGGACCAGCGCCGGAUGCCGCUACGUGCCAUGAUGGCGGUGCUCCGAACUGCGGAGCUUCAGGAUGCGGCAACAGCGCUUGUGGGGGUGCGGCUUGCGGAGGCAGAGGCGGAAGUUGUGGAGGCGGAGACGGAGGCGGAGGCGGCGGCGGAGGUUGCGGAGGUGGAGGUGGAGGUGGAGGUUGCGGCGGAGGAGAUUAA
Molecule: messenger RNA, 2880 nt
Organism: Microsporum canis CBS 113480
Lineage: Eukaryota; Fungi; Ascomycota; Eurotiomycetes; Onygenales; Arthrodermataceae
Exons: 5
Coding region: 1-2880 (959 amino acids)
Source: RefSeq, a predicted model, not a curated record